This is a messenger RNA of Geosmithia morbida, 354 nucleotides long. RefSeq names its product Transmembrane proteins 14C. Bases 1 to 354 code for a protein of 117 amino acids. The transcript has 3 exons. The record is from RefSeq and is a predicted model, not a curated record. Gene Ontology annotation, cellular component: membrane. Lineage: Eukaryota; Fungi; Ascomycota; Sordariomycetes; Hypocreales; Bionectriaceae.
AUGGUGAGGAAUUGCGCGCGCCCUCUCCCGCGGGCAAACGAGCAGCUCAAGUACACCUCCAUCGUCCUGGCCGCCCUCACCGCGGGCGGCGGCAUCAUGGGCUACGCAAAGACCAAGUCUCUUCCCUCCAUCAUCGCCGGAUGCACCGUCGGAGCUCUAUACGCCCUCGGCGCAUACCGCAUGCACACCAGGCAGCCCUACGGCGUCGAGCUGUCUCUGCUCGCCUCCGUCGUCCUCGGUAGCUCUGCCAUCCCUCGCGCCAUCAGGUUGGGCAAGCCCGUCCCCGUCGGUCUCAGCGUGCUGUCUAUCGUCGGCAUGCUCACUUUUGGCAAUGCCUUCCGCAAGCGCCUGUAA